AUGGAUCAAGACAAGUUUGGUCAAGCAUUUAAAGAUGCUUUUGAAGUACUGAGACAACAUUCAACUGGAGAUUUUCAGUGCUCCCCAGAUUACAAAAAUUAUCUGGCUCUAUUUAAUCACUGUUCAUACAUUCGAGGAAAUCCCAGCUUCUAUCCCAUGAUGUCAGCAGAGGAACCUCUUCAUAACUGGAGAACAGUUCUUAACAGUACCUCAGACCUCUAUCUUGAUGGAAAUGUUCCUCAGUCUCUGCAGAGCAUCCCUGAACACCAGUUGACACAACCUGCUGUUAUCCAGCAAAAGGGAGGAAAAGGCCGCAAGAAGCUCCGCCUGUUUGAAUAUUUGCAUGAGUCCCUGAAUAAUCCUGAGAUGAAGUCUUGUAUCCAAUGGGUAGAUAAAGCCAAAGGCAUCUUUCAGUUUGUGUCCAAAAACAAAGAAAAGCUGGCCCAGUUGUGGGGGAAAAGAAAAGGCAACCGAAAAACCAUGACAUACCAGAAAAUGGCCAGAGCCCUAAGGAAUUAUGGAAGAACAGGGGAAAUUACCAAAAUCCGAAGAAAGCUAACAUACCAGUUCAGCGAAGCCAUUCUCCACAGACUAUCUCCCACAUACUUUCUGGAAAAGGAGUUAUUCUACUCACAGUAUGUCCAAUCUGACCAAGAGUAUGUCACUUUACAUCCCUGGAAUGGAAAUUAUAAUUAUGUACCUGCCAGUUAUCAUGAGCUAAAUCAUCCCAAUUGCCAGGUGUAUUCUUAUAUGUCCUGA
Messenger RNA from Suncus etruscus (white-toothed pygmy shrew), 759 nucleotides. RefSeq names its product transcription factor Spi-C-like. The coding region runs from base 1 to 759 and encodes 252 amino acids. Gene Ontology annotation, cellular component: nucleus. Gene Ontology annotation, molecular function: sequence-specific DNA binding; DNA-binding transcription factor activity, RNA polymerase II-specific. The transcript has a single exon. The record is from RefSeq and is a predicted model, not a curated record. Lineage: Eukaryota; Metazoa; Chordata; Mammalia; Eulipotyphla; Soricidae. Gene Ontology annotation, biological process: cell differentiation; regulation of transcription by RNA polymerase II.